CCGCCUGCCUUCUCGACUGCGCCGCCGCCCAUGGCUCCGUCCCGCUGCGCUAACACCACCUGCUGCCCGCGCGCACAUGGAUUAGCUGACCGUUAGCUCCGCCGCCGCGGGCCUCACUCUCUUCGCCGAGGUCAUGGAGGAGGCUGCCGCCGCGGCAAUCGGGAUCGGCGCCGCGCUACCCCUGCCGCCGAUCAGGACGGCGGGAGGAGGGGAUGGGGGUGCGGCCGACGCGUCCGCGGCCGGGAGCCCGUGCUCCGUCGCCAGCGACUGCAGCAGCGUCGCCACCGCAGACUUCGAGGGGUUCGCCGAGCUGGGCUCCGCGCUGUUGCUCGAAGACCUCACUGCCGCAACGGCGGCGUCGUUCCCCGUUGCCGAGGCCGCUGAGCCGAGGGUCGCGGGGGCGGCUGCCAGGAGCGUCUUCGCCCUGGACUGCGUGCCGCUCUGGGGGCUCGAGUCCAUACGCGGCCGCCGCCCCGAGAUGGAGGACGCCGCCAUCGUGGUGCCGCGCUUCUUCGACGUCCCGCUCUGGAUGGUUGCCGGCGAUGCGCCAAUCGACGGCCUCGACCGGGCAUCGUUCCGCCUCCCCGCACACUUCUUCGGCGUCUACGACGGCCACGGUGGUGUUCAGGUUGCCAAUUACUGCCGGGAGAGAAUGCAUUCGGUACUGGUAGAGGAGCUGGGUAGAGCAGAGGAGGCCGUGCGUGCUACUGACUUAAGCACCCUGGAGUCCAAGAAGCAGUGGGAGAAGGCCUUUGUGGACUGCUUCAGUCGUGUUGAUGCAGAAGUGGGAGGGAAUGCGACGACCGCAGCCCAGCCUGUGGCUCCAGAUACUGUGGGGUCAACAGCGGUGGCCGCAGUUGUUUGCUCGUCACAUGUCAUUGUUGCCAACUGCGGGGAUUCACGUGCGGUGCUCUGCCGGGGCAAGCAGCCCUUGCCGCUAUCAGUGGACCAUAAACCAAAUAGGGAAGAUGAGUAUGCGAGGAUAGAGGCGCAGGGUGGCAAGGUCAUCCAGUGGAAUGGCUAUCGUGUUCUUGGUGUUCUUGCCAUGUCACGGUCAAUUGGGGACAGAUACCUGAAGCCAUAUAUAAUCCCAGUCCCUGAGGUCACAAUUGUCGCCCGCGCAAAAGAUGAUGAGUGCCUUAUUCUUGCAAGUGAUGGCCUCUGGGAUGUAAUGUCAAAUGAAGAGGUAUGUGAUGCUGCUCGCAAGCGGAUACUACUGUGGCACAAGAAGAAUGCAGAUGCCUCAUCGUCAGCCCAAAGAAGCGGUGAUUCACCGGAUCACGCAGCUGAAGCAGCCGCUGAAUAUUUGUCGAAGCUGGCUCUCCAGAAAGGGAGCAAGGACAACAUUACCGUCAUUGUAAUUGACCUCAAGUCACAAAGGAAGUUCAAGAGCAAAACUUAACCAUGGCUUCAGAAAGACAUGGACAAUAACAAUAAUUACUAGGAAACUAGAAAUGUGGAAAAUCCAGACAUAAAAUGUUUAGUCUGCUGCGCAGGUACAUUCGUUAGCCCAGCAUUUCUUUUCUUUUUUUUCCCCUCACCAUUCGUGCUGCCAAAGGAUGUGCUCAUCUACAGAGUACAGAGUACAGAAUCUUGUUUAGGGGUUGGGCCGACCGGGUAAUUCUUGGGUCUGAAUCUAAAACACAAAAUCUGUAGAGAUAGCUAUUUCAGAUUGGGUAUCUGGCAUUAUUUUUAUUAACCGUGAAGGUACGUUUGGAAA
This is a messenger RNA of Phragmites australis (common reed), 1720 nucleotides long. RefSeq names its product protein phosphatase 2C 53-like. The transcript has 4 exons. Gene Ontology annotation, biological process: protein dephosphorylation. Gene Ontology annotation, molecular function: protein serine/threonine phosphatase activity; cation binding. The record is from RefSeq and is a predicted model, not a curated record. NCBI's taxonomy places the organism in Eukaryota, Viridiplantae, Streptophyta, Magnoliopsida, Poales, Poaceae. The coding region runs from base 134 to 1402 and encodes 422 amino acids.